CAACUUGUCUGUUGGGGAAUCACAAAGUCCCUAGGACGAAAACACACGACGCCAUUUUCCAUUGUCCGUCAGUCAGUCAGUGUCAUAGAUCAUACGCAGUAAAACUCUUCAGUGUUUUCCAGCUAGUGUUUUGGGUGUUUUCAGUGUUAUUUUGUGCCUUUUACCCCUCAAGUCAUGGCAUCGAAUAAAAAGGUUCUUCUCAAAGUCAUUAUCCUUGGAGACUCAAGUGUGGGGAAGACGUCCCUAAUGAACCAGUAUGUAAAUCGCAAGUUCUCCAACCAGUACAAAGCGACCAUUGGAGCCGACUUUCUCACCAAAGAAGUGACCAUUGACGACAGGACAGUCACCAUGCAAAUAUGGGACACAGCCGGACAGGAACGGUUCCAAUCCUUAGGAGUCGCUUUCUACAGAGGCGCCGAUUGCUGUGUUUUAGUGUUUGAUGUGACGGCGCCAAACACAUUCAAAUCGCUGGACAGUUGGCGGGACGAGUUCCUCAUCCAGGCAGCGCCCAGAGAGCCGGAUAAUUUCCCAUUUGUGCUGCUGGGCAAUAAGGUCGAUUUGGAGCCGAGGGCCAUCAGUGCCAAGCGGGCCCAACAAUGGUGCCAAAGCAAGAAUAGUAUUCCAUAUUUUGAAACAUCAGCCAAAGAGGGUCUAAACGUCGAACAAGCAUUUCUGGCGAUUGCCAAAAACGCGCUGGCCCAGCAAAAUCAAACGGUCGACCUCUACAACGAAUUCCCCGACCAGAUCAAACUCUCCAACGCUCAGCGACCCAACAACGGAGCCGACGCUUGCGGUUGCUAGGUGGAGACAGCGCUCCUUCCCCCCAUUAAGAUAUGUAUAGUGAGUAGCUUGCGCAUUUCAAUGGCCCCAAAAACUCCAAUCAGGGGCUACCAAAGCAGUCGUUUUUCGUCAUUGAAUUGCCUCCAGUUGGGGAAUGUUGAUCAAAAGCGCGACAUUUCCCCUCGAUAGAUUCACUAUUAUUAUCAUCAUCAAUAUUAGUAGUAGUAGAUGAUUAUUUAUAUACAGUCAUGUGGUCUUAAACACUUGAUUAUAUUUUUUUUACGUUAAGGUUAAUCUAAAAUGUGAUAUACAUAUGCAGAGGUUCGGCCUUGCAAACAUCGCUUCUAGAGGAACAUAUGAAUUUUAGCUAUUUAAUAUAGAUAUUAGUACUAAACGACGGGAGGUACAAGGAUUCAAGUUUCAUAGGUUUACGUUUCUGUAAAUAAGUUACUCUUAGUUGAACUUGGCUAGGCUGUGGCCCAUAGGGAGGUUCAUUUCGUUGUUAACAGAUCCUGCUCCUAACUGCCACCGAUAUCUUGCGUGUCCUGAAACUCCAGCAGUUUGCUUAGUUUGCGAAAGUGCACAGCAUGUACAUAGUUAGGUGUUUGUGGAUUAUUAUCGUACCCAAUACAAUUAAAGAUUUGUAUUACUGAUCGAAUAGACAUAUAAACAAAAUGGAAAAAUCA
Molecule: messenger RNA, 1466 nt
Organism: Dendroctonus ponderosae (mountain pine beetle)
Lineage: Eukaryota; Metazoa; Arthropoda; Insecta; Coleoptera; Curculionidae
Gene: Rab7
Product: ras-related protein rab7
Exons: 5
Coding region: 175-801 (208 amino acids)
Biological process (GO): endosome to lysosome transport; phagosome-lysosome fusion
Cellular component (GO): late endosome; phagocytic vesicle; lysosome
Molecular function (GO): GTP binding; GTPase activity
Source: RefSeq, a predicted model, not a curated record